AUGUCUCCAAUAAUGCAACAGUUCCGCGAGAUUGAAACUUGCAUUGAGUGUUCAGCAUCUAGGCAAAUCCAGGUCCCUGAAGUUUUCUACUAUGCACAAAAGGCUGUUCUUCAUCCAACGGCUCCUUUAUUUGAUCAGGAGACACAAACUCUAAAGCCUCGAUGUGUACGGGCUUUGAAGCGGAUUUUUAUCCUAUGCGACCAUGACAGAGACGGUGCCCUUAGCGAUGCUGAACUGAAUGAUUUUCAGGUUAAAUGUUUCAAUGCUCCUUUGCAACCAUCUGAAAUUAUCGGUGUAAAGAAGACUGUGCUCAGGAAGUUUGGAUAUAACGAUGAUAUCAAGCUUGCUGAUGAUUUAUUUCCACCUUUGAAAUACACUCCCGAUCAGAGUGUUGAGAAGUUUGGAUAUAACGAUGAUAUCAAGCUUGCUGAUGAUUUAUUUCCACCUUUGAAAUACACUCCCAAUCAGGCUGUGCUCAGGAAGUUUGGAUAUAACGAUGAUAUCAAGCUUGCUGAUGAUUUAUUUCCACCUUUGAAAUACACUCCCAAUCAGAGUGUUGAGUUGACAAAUGAAGCCAUUGAAUUCUUGAAGACAAUUUUUGAUGCAUUUGAUGCUGAUUUUGAUGGGAUGCUGCGACCAUGUGAACUUGAAGAAUUGUUUUCCACUGUCCCAGAAAGUCCCUGGAUCGGAAAUCCAUAUGAGGAUGCUGCAGAAAGGAAUGCAUUUCAAGGACUAUCACUUGAUGCAUUUUUGUCAGAGUGGGCACUCAUGACUCUGCUAAACCCAACCUUUAGUGUGGAGAACUUAAUAUACCUUGGUUAUUCUGGUGAUCCAUUAUCUGCUGUCCGUGUGACUAGGAAGCGCCGCACUGAUCGUAAAAGACAACUUUCUGAAAGAAAUGUAUUGCAGUGCUUCGUUUUCGGGCCUAGGAAUGCCGGAAAAUCCGCUUUAUUGAAUUCUUUCAUUGGAAGGCCAUAUUCUGAAGCUUACAAUCCAACCAUCGAGGAUCGUUAUGCUGUAAAUGUUGUUGAUAUUGCGAAGGAAAACAAAAAAUAUCUUGUGCUGAAAGAGAUUCCAGAAAGUGGAGUUGAAAAGCUGCUGGCCAAUAAGGAGUCUUUGGCCUCAUGUGAUAUUGCAGUUUUUGUUCAUGAUAGGUCUGUUGAGUCUUCAUGGAGGGCAUCAUCUGAACUCUUGGUAAAUAUUGCUGGGCAUGGAGAAAAUACUGGCUUUGAGGUGCCAUGUCUUAUAGUUGCAGCUAAGGAUGAUCUGGAAUCAUUUACAUCGGCAAUACAAGAUUCAAUUAGGGUUAGUCAGGAUAUGGGAGUAGAGGCUCCUAUACCGAUCAGUGUGAAGUUAGGGGAUUUCAACAAUGUAUUCCACCGAAUUGUAAAGGCUGCUGAGCACCCUCAUUUAAGCAUUCCAGAAACUGAAGCUGGAAAAAACCGCAAGCAUUACAACAAGCUCAUAGGUCGAUCUCUUAUGUGUGUUUCAGUUGGAGCGGCAGUAGCACUCGUUGGGUUGGGUGCUUACAGGAUAUAUGCUGCAAGGAAGAGUGCGUCUGGUUAA
Molecule: messenger RNA, 1566 nt
Organism: Vicia faba (fava bean)
Lineage: Eukaryota; Viridiplantae; Streptophyta; Magnoliopsida; Fabales; Fabaceae
Source: the annotation of a GenBank genome assembly